Meloidogyne enterolobii is the source of this 594-nucleotide messenger RNA. The record is from the annotation of a GenBank genome assembly. NCBI's taxonomy places the organism in Eukaryota, Metazoa, Nematoda, Chromadorea, Rhabditida, Meloidogynidae.
GCGGGAAUGUUUAUUGUCCUUGAAAAAAGUCUUCGACAUAUUUUAUCGGUAUAUUUCUAUUUAAUUCUUGUCUUGUACAAUUCGAGAAUGUGUGUAUUUGGCCAGUAUAUGUUGGAAUACACGGUACUGGGUGGCUAUCGAGCGGUUGCCCACUGUGAUGCAACUGCGGCCAAUUUUGGCACUGACAUUUCUACUUUCUUGUUUGGAAUGAAUUCUGUUGGUUGUGCCUUGCCAACAGAACCUCCAUUAGCUUGUUCUGAUGUUGAAGCUUAUUAUGUUCAACAAGCAAAACCUUUUGGCUACCAAGCAUUGAUUGUAUACAACUUUAAGGGUAAAAGUCCCAAUCCAAUGUCGGGUAGCAAAUUUGCUGAACUUAUCCAAAUUCCUGUUGUUAUGGUUAAAUUUGAAUGUAUGCAAAGUUUACUUGGCCAUUACAGCGCAGAACACGGGUAUACUGUUACAAUCAAAUCUAAUCCUGGCUACUAUGAUUUAAUCAAAUAUCGCUUUCCAUUUAUUAUUAUUGUCGGAAUUAGUUUUACUGUUUUGUUAAUUUCUUUGGUAAAUUUCUAUCAAACUUUAAAAUUUCUAACAUAA